Messenger RNA from Prosopis cineraria, 906 nucleotides. RefSeq names its product auxin-induced protein AUX22-like. Gene Ontology annotation, molecular function: protein binding. The record is from RefSeq and is a predicted model, not a curated record. The coding region runs from base 106 to 687 and encodes 193 amino acids. Lineage: Eukaryota; Viridiplantae; Streptophyta; Magnoliopsida; Fabales; Fabaceae. Gene Ontology annotation, biological process: regulation of DNA-templated transcription. Gene Ontology annotation, cellular component: nucleus. The transcript has 3 exons.
CCCAGUAUAUACACACAUAUAUUGAUAUAUUCUCUGUCCAUCGUCCAGAGAGAAAAUUUGAAGUUUUCCGGGAAAGUUAAGAGAGAAAAUUAUUGUGGGGUUUUGAUGAUGGAAAAAGAUGGUGGACUUGGACUUGAGAUCACAGAGCUGAGGCUGGGUCUUCCUGGGAGGGAGGGGAUGAAGAAGAAGAAUGAGAAGAAGAGGCUGUUCUCGGAGAUUGAUGAUCAUGGCGGCGGCGGAGAUGAUCAGAACAGCUUGUCGGCGGGGAAGAAGAAUAACGAGGAGGUGGUGGUGGGGUGGCCGCCGGUGUGCUCGUACCGGAGGAAGAAUAGCAUGGUGAACGAAGGGUCAAAAAUGUACGUGAAAGUGAGCAUGGAUGGAGCUCCUUUCUUGCGCAAAAUAGACUUGGAAAAACACAAGUGUUACUCUCAACUCGCUUUUGCCUUGGAAAAGCUCUUUGGUUGCUAUGGACUCGAGGAGACGUUGAAGAAUGGAGACAAAAGCGAACACGUUCCCAUUUAUGAGGACAAAGAGGGUGACUGGAUGCUGGUUGGAGAUGUCCCUUGGGAGAUGUUUAUGGAGUCCUGCAAGAGGUUGAGGAUUAUGAAGAAAUCAGACGCAAAGGGAUUUGGAUUGACACCAAAAGGGUCUCUAAAGGGAUAUAUAGAAGAAGGCGCCACCAACUGAUCGAUGAUCCAUCAAAGAUAUAUACAUAGAGAGACACAAAAUGUCAAGAAUCAAAUCAAAGGAAAUUAAGGAAACGACUGAUUAAUUAAGCUUUAAUUAAUUAUUUCCCAAGUUCUAAUGUCGUACUUGUUUUGGUUAAUUAUUCCGUUUAGUGUUGUCGUUUUGUUAUAUUUGAAGGAACAGGCCGUUAUAAUAAUUCUUCUUACGUUUGGUGUAUCA